AUGAUCUUGGAAAGGUUUAAUCGAACCCGAUACCUAACGUAUCAUAGAUUGUCGAUAACUUCUACUUUUACAACUGCUAGUAACAUUUCCGGAGAGGUUCAACCUUCUCUUCUUACAAAAUUGAGAAGCGAAGUUAAAAAUGCCAUGAGAAAAAAAGAUCAAUUAAAGUUAAAUGUUGUUCGGGGAAUACUUAGUGAUGUUACAUAUGCAAGCAAAUCAUCUUCACAGUCAACGGGUAUCAUUCCAACCGACCAAGAAAUAUAUGCAAUGAUUAAUCGUGCCAUAAAACGUCGACAAGAAUCAAUUACACAAUUUUCUCAGGCCGGAAGAAAAGAUUUAGUUGAAAAUGAACAAGGUGAAUUAAACAUAUUAGUCUCUUAUUUACCAGAACAAAUGUCUGAGAGAGAGAUUGAAAUUGAAGUUAAGAGAGUUGUAGAAAAGCUUGGUAUUACUGGAGAAGGAGGAUCAAAAGAUUUGGGCAAGAUUAUGAAAGAAAUUAAGAUUGAUAAUAGUAAGGCUUCAAAGAAACUCGUGGUAGAUGUUGUAAAGAAACUUUUAUCUGAAAAGAGUAAAAAUGAAUGA
Funneliformis mosseae is the source of this 582-nucleotide messenger RNA. The record is from the annotation of a GenBank genome assembly. NCBI's taxonomy places the organism in Eukaryota, Fungi, Glomeromycota, Glomeromycetes, Glomerales, Glomeraceae.